Messenger RNA from Drosophila eugracilis, 947 nucleotides. RefSeq lists its product as uncharacterized. The record is from RefSeq and is a predicted model, not a curated record. The transcript has a single exon. NCBI's taxonomy places the organism in Eukaryota, Metazoa, Arthropoda, Insecta, Diptera, Drosophilidae. The coding region runs from base 23 to 508 and encodes 161 amino acids.
UCGCAGUGCAAACAAGUCGGCGAUGAAGCGGUUUCUGUUGGCCUUAUUGGCCGCUCUGCUGGUGGCCGCUGUCCAGGGCGGAAUUCUGGGUAGGAUUUUCCACCGCGACAGCACCUCUACAACAACAACAACAACCACAACGACAACAACGGAGGAGCCCCGUCGUCCAUUCUUCAUCAACAACAAUGUGCCAGCCAUCGAGGAAGGCUGUGUGGCGCAGUUUAAGUGCAAAAAGAAGCUUACCCAGGUGCCGGUACCUCGUCCCUGCGUGAAGUACUGCCUGCAUCGUAUCACCUGUCCUAACAACCAAACGACCACGGCCAAGCCCAACCAGUGUGUCGAUCUCGAUGAGCAGCAGGUGCUGGAAGCCUACCACUCGUCCACGGAGCCACCAAGCCCAGCAGGACAAGCUGUGACCGAGAAAGUCAUGAUGGUGGCCAUGAUCGAUUUCCCCUGCCAACCGGGCUAUCUGCCUGACCAUCGUGGUCGUUGUCGGGAAAUCUGGUAAUACGACGGCGCCUAUCGUGACACAUGUCUACUGCAUAAUUAUACUUGUGGAACUUUUUUUUCUAUAAACAUGCAUACUCUGAAUAAUCACAAUAAAACCCCAAUGAACUGCUUUCGCCCAAAGAUCAGGCCCGUGCUCGGACACAGCGAACAAUUUGAUAGGUGUUUGGUGUAAACAAGUCUAAUCUGGCAGGCAAAACAAAUGGUAUGGUUAUGGUGGUGAUGGCUUUUGUUAUCAGUGAAUACAACAUUUCAAAUUGGGGUUUCUUAACAGUUUGAGUGUGGGAAAUUCGUAAUCUAAAAAGUAAUGCAAAACAAGCUAUUAAUGAUCAGAAACUUAGAAUGUUACAUGUUAAUACUUUUUUAAGGUUCCUUAACUUAAAUAGUAUAGCUUAAUGUCCUACUAAUAUCAGCUGAAAUAAAAUAUAAUGCAACUUUAA